AUGCCAAGACCGUGGCAAGUGGCAGAAGUGAUGUUCUUUACUGAUCUAUUUUGUGAAGAGGACAAGCAGGCUUUUGGAACUCCGAUCUCGAAUGGUGCAUACUUCGAGGACACCUGCAUCCAGGAUAGGACCUGUGAUCAGUAUGUUGCAAGGAAGGCCUUUGAUGGCAUCAAGAUGCCGGGGUAUCGACUGCCAAGAUUAGAAGGGACAUGGAUUGCCAACUGCGACUUCUGGAACGGAUGUGCGGCCAAAUCCGUUUGGAUUGGUUUGGAUUUUGAUGUUUUGCCAAAGAGAGUUCGAUGCAUUCGUAUCAAUCAGCCUGUGCACGAAGGGUUCUAUGAAGGAUGGGGAACACCGCACUUUACCUCUAGGAUUUUGUUGCAAAGUUGGGAUGGCUUCAAGUGGGAGGACCGGACGGUGUUUUCUGGUUUGGGUCAGGGAGGCUGGAAUGACACGAUGCCAGAAACACACACUGCCUGGCGAAUUGCCAACUUUGACCGGAUUCUGCAAGACUGGAGGGUCUACGAGCUCGAGUUUUAUGACAAUGAGGAAUGUGCUGGUCGACCCAAAACGGGCGAGUCAGUGAAUAGCAACCCUGCAUUGUUGUCUGAUGCUCAAGAAGUGGCCUGCUGGACAGAUCUUGGCAGUUGUGCCAACAAUGCUUUUGAUGGCAAAAUUGUGACGGGCUGGCAAUCUUCAUGUUCCCCAUGUGACCAGCGGAGUGCGUGGAUUGGCCUUCGCUUUCCGAUGGCCACCGAGAUCAAGUGCUUUCGUCUCCUGCAGAGCGAGAACGUGGAACAUCGCACCGAUGCGCUCGAGCUCGCUGAGUGGAUGGGGGAUGCCUGGGAGACCCGACGCUUCGAGUCAGGCGUUGGAGGUGGAACAUGGAAUCGACGCCCCAGCGGCGUUUCGACCAUGUGGCGCUUGCUGAACAUAGUUGAAACAGAUCGUCCUUGGACAGUCACUGGCCUGGCGUUCUAUGCAGAUGAAGGAUGCAACAUUCCUAUUCAUGGAAAUCCCAUUACCAAUGGCAACGAGUUGCUAUAUCCUUCAGCCGAUGCUUUUGAUGAUCAUAUUGAGACUCAGUGGAUUACUAGUUGCACUCCCGCCUUCACAGGUCACCUAGGCUGUAUGGCCAACGCAGCCUGGCUUGGCUUGCAGAAGCAGGAGGCCUUCACAGUCUACUGCAUUCGCCUUUAUCAAACACGUGAACGCAUGAGACAAGCCUCGACAGCUGUUCUGCAAGUUUGGGAUGGCCUGGAGCACCCAAUCUUCACUGAGCUUGGAGGUGGUGCAUGGCAAGUGUUGCCGGGCUUGCGCGCGUCGAUGUGGCGGGUCUUGGCGGACCCGAGGCCCGGCGGUCAUGGGGUUGGCAUCAGCGAGAUCACCUUCUAUCGAAAUUCGGAUUGCACGAACCCCAUCAUGGCUUCUAUACCGAACAUCAUGCCAAUUUGCUCGGGCUAUGCCACCUCCCGUGAAGUUGGAGAUAAAACAGGAUACACCAAUCACUAUUCGAAGAUGGGAGAGCUGGUCAGUGCAGAUCCCAUGAUGGCUUUUGAUGGAGAACUGCACACUUUUUGGGCUGACAUCGCCGGAAGCCGCGCAUGGCUUGGCUUGGACUUCUCUUCGCAAGUUGCAGAUGUUCAAUGCAUCAAGGUGGCCUUCCCGGGAAUUCGAUCAUUGCAACCGGCAACAGGGGAGCUGCAGGGGUGGAAUGGGAACACCUGGAAAUCUUUAAAUGCGCCAACAAACAAUGUCUUCAAUGUGGACUCGGUUCUUCUGCUGCCAUUACGAGACUUGGGAGGGCAAGGGUUCCAAAGAAGGCCUGCCCCUGUCUACUCAAUCUGGAGACUGCAAAAUGGUUACGGUAUUUCAGCAUGGAAGGUCUUCGAAUUAGAAUUCUACACCGACCUUGCUUGCCGUGGAGAUCCAGUCGUGGGCGAGCCCAUCAGCUCAGCUGAAGAUGCAACUCUAGCGGAUGACUUUAGUGGCCAUCGCAAUCCACACAAAGCAUUUGACAAGGACAUACUUACUUUCUGGGAGGCACACUGUAUCAACGGAGUUUGCUCCGCAGGGGAAGCCUGGCUUGGUCUCGAUUUGGAUGGAAUAGGGCGAAUCGUCCGAUGUAUCCGCAUCAAGCAGAGCGGUGUGAGAACUCAGUCGGUGAGGAGCAUGACCCUUGCUGCUUGGACUGGCAAUUCGUUCGAACCACAGAGUGAGUUCCACGGGAUAGGUGGAGACACCUGGAAUCGUCGCCCAGUUCCUCCAGACACCAUGUGGCGUGUGGGAUAUGCUGAACGGUCUGAGAAGGUUUGUGUAGGUGCGCAAGAGAGGGGAUGGCACAGGUCUUGGGGUGUCAGUGAGGUGAAAUUCUUUGCAGAUGAUGAUUGCUCCCAGCAGCUCCCGGGGCCCGAUGAGGAUGGUGUAGAUGUGGUUGCCAGUGGCACUCGUGAAGCCGGCAUUGCUCCGCUCAGUGGCACAGGACCACACUUGGCCUUUGAUGGAAAGGAUGCAACCACUUGGACUGCUCAAUGUGGAGCUGGUAGUCGAGCCAAUGAGGAAGCCGAUUGUCGUGCAGGUUUGGAAUGGGUCGGUUUAGACUUUAGUCGCAAGUUCGAAGGUCUUCCGGUCACGGUCCGAUGUGUGAAGCUCACUCAGUCCCGUAGCUCGGCCAGUGACUGCUGCGACCCGGCCAAGACGGUGACCUUGGAACGUUGGAAUGGCACGGAUUGGGCGCCAGCCACGUGGCGACACGUGGCAGAUACCGGUGAAGUCUUUACCAUUGAAGCAGUCUUUAAGAAUGUGGCGCCAUGUCCUACCUUGAGUCCAGAACAAGUCCAGCUAGCACAGAGCGGACAACUCUCCAGCGCCAUUGCUUUAGCACCUGUCAUUGAGAGCAGGAGUCGCAGACAAAGUGAUGUUUGCGAAAUCCCCAAUCCGGGGUCCGUCAAGUUGAUGGCAGAUCGCUUCUGUGAUAAGCAUCCCGUGUGCGGUCAGGCGGGCUUUGUCGGAAACUGUUGCCCCAUUGAAGAGGGCACCUCCCGCUGCUGCUGCAACUACAACGUGAACCAGAAGGUUUUCGAGGAUGAGCUGCUGGAUGAGAAGAUUGCAGAAGAAGCAAGGGCUGGAGCGGGUGUAGGCUUUGAGCUCAUCAUCAUUCAGUCUGCGACAGUCUUGCCCUUCAUCGGAGUGAUGGCAGCAAUGCUUUUCCUCAUAAUCUACACAGUUCCUCAGCUCUGUCCAAUAGGUUUUCAACUUGAACUGGCACCCGCUAGGAUAUGGUAUCGCAUCUGUGGCCCCACUCACAGGUGGCUCCAAGGAGGUGGCUUGAUACCGACAAUUCUGUUGCAACUGGUAAGAAGGACUCCACUGGAUCGUAGCUGGACGCUGGUUCUGAAGAGGAUUUUACUUCUGCUGCUGGGCUUCCUGGUUGGCUCUAUGCUGAUUUGGGCGGUCUUGUCCUACAUCUUUUCGGAGAUCUUGACCAGGGUUGUGUUGGCCUGCAGUUUCUUCAUCCGCUGGUCCAAGUCGCGAUAUCAUCCCAAGAAUCCAGCUCAACGGAAGCGUAUGGCUCUCGUCUUGGGCUUGCCACUAGGAGAUCCUGAAGGCGGUGCCCUCAGGAUCAAGCCACCCAACGUGGCUGCGAUCAUCUUCGCCUUCUGUGAAACCGUGGUGCAAGGUCUUUUGGGUCUCGUCCAAGCCAUGUUCGAUGUCAUCAUCAUCAGGUUUGCCUUCAUGAGCAUAGGGGCCGUCGAUUUGAGACUCUCAGUCCUCGAUAUUGUGAUCCAGGCCGAAGAAUUUCAAUAG
Molecule: messenger RNA, 3807 nt
Organism: Durusdinium trenchii
Lineage: Eukaryota; Dinophyceae; Suessiales; Symbiodiniaceae
Source: the annotation of a GenBank genome assembly